Messenger RNA from Lolium rigidum, 1413 nucleotides. RefSeq names its product thiol protease aleurain-like. The transcript has 8 exons. Lineage: Eukaryota; Viridiplantae; Streptophyta; Magnoliopsida; Poales; Poaceae. The record is from RefSeq and is a predicted model, not a curated record. Gene Ontology annotation, molecular function: cysteine-type endopeptidase activity. Gene Ontology annotation, biological process: immune response. Gene Ontology annotation, cellular component: lysosome. Bases 71 to 1150 code for a protein of 359 amino acids.
CCUACCACUACCAUCUCGCCUCGCUCCCCUUGCCGGACCCAGUAAAAUACUGUUGCCAGUCGCCGGCGAGAUGGCCCACGGCCGCAUCCUCCUCGCGGCGCUCGCCGUCCUCGCCACCGCCGCCGUAGCCGCCGCCUCCUUCGCCGACUCCAACCCGAUCCGGCCCGUCACCGAGCGCGCCGCCUCGACGGUCGAGUCAACGGUCCUCGGCGCGCUCGGCCGCACCCGCCACGCCCUCCGCUUCGCGCGCUUCGCCGUCAGGCACGGCAAGAGCUACGAGAGCGCGGCGGAGGUGCAGAGGCGGUUCCGGAUCUUCUCCGAGAGCCUCGCGGAGGUCCGCUCCACCAACCGGAAGGGCCUCUCCUACAAGCUCGGCAUCAACCGCUUCUCUGACAUGAGCUGGGAGGAGUUCCGGGCGGCCAAGCUCGGCGCCGCGCAGACCUGCUCGGCCACGCUCGCCGGCAACCACCUGAUGCGUGACGCCAACGCGCUCCCGGAGACCAAAGACUGGAGGGAGACUGGAAUCGUUAGCCCUGUAAAAGACCAGGCAAGCUGCGGCUCCUGCUGGACCUUCAGCACUACUGGAGCACUUGAGGCAGCAUAUACUCAGGCGACUGGAAAGAACAUCUCUCUUUCUGAGCAACAGCUGGUUGACUGUGCCGGUGCAUACAACAAUUUUGGAUGCAACGGAGGUCUUCCAUCCCAGGCAUUUGAGUACAUCAAGUACAAUGGUGGCAUUGACACCGAGGAGUCUUACCCUUACAAGGGUGUCAAUGGCGUCUGCAAAUACAGGCCUGAAAAUGCUGCAGUUCAAGUUGCGGACUCGGUCAACAUCACUCUGAAUGCUGAGGAUGAACUGAAGAAUGCUGUCGGGUUGGUUCGCCCAGUCAGUGUUGCCUUUGAGGUGAUCGACGGUUUCAAGCAGUACAAGAGCGGAGUUUACACUAGUGACCAUUGUGGAACUACUCCUGACGAUGUGAACCACGCUGUUCUUGCUGUUGGCUACGGUGUGGAGAAUGGCGUCCCGUAUUGGCUCAUCAAGAACUCAUGGGGAGCCGACUGGGGUGAAGACGGUUACUUCAAGAUGGAGCUGGGAAAGAACAUGUGUGCUGUCGCUACCUGCGCAUCCUACCCUAUCUUGGCGGCAUGAAGCGGCGAUGGGCAAGUUCGGUGCCGAUUUGCCAGACACGAAUAAUGUGUGUUUCAGCCCGAGCAAGACAUGAAGAUGGGCGUAUACAGAAACUGAGACCUUGUUGUGAAUAGAAAAUCUAAGGACUGAAAAGAGCCCUGUGCCUGCCUGUACUCUUCUUCUCUAUGGUUGUGUAGGUAAUCCAACAAUUUACUGGGAUUUCACAUUUGUACGACAUUUUAUUCCCGAGACAAAUAAAAUGACAUCCACAGUUCACCAAGGCA